Messenger RNA from Lotus japonicus, 1844 nucleotides. Its product is annotated as aspartyl protease family protein 2. Gene Ontology annotation, molecular function: aspartic-type endopeptidase activity. The transcript has a single exon. Gene Ontology annotation, biological process: proteolysis. The record is from RefSeq and is a predicted model, not a curated record. The coding region runs from base 141 to 1457 and encodes 438 amino acids. Lineage: Eukaryota; Viridiplantae; Streptophyta; Magnoliopsida; Fabales; Fabaceae.
UAAGUUGCAUCCUCCUCAGUCCUCAACAAACAAACAUCAAAACGCGUAGCAUCAAUCAUCAUCUCUUUCAUCAUCACUUCUUCACCAUCAACACUCUCUCUUUCAGUUUUCCACUUCAUUCUCCUUCGCCACCUUCAACAAUGGCGUCACACCCCUCUCUCACUCUCCUCAUUCUCAUCUUCUUCUUCAACUUCCGCAGCUCCACAGAGGAAUACCUCAAGCUCCCAUUAGUAAAGAGAAACCCACUAUCUUCACCAUCUCACCUUCUCGCCGCCGACAUCCAACGCCUCAACACCCACCACCACCACCACCCCAGCAACAUCAAGUCCCCCCUCGUCUCCGGCGCCUUCACCGGCGCCGGCCAGUACUUCGCCGACCUCCGAAUCGGCUCCCCACCGCAACGCCUCCUCCUCGUCGCCGACACCGGCAGCGACAUCGUCUGGGUCAAAUGCUCCGCCUGCAGAAACUGCUCCAACCACCCACCCGGAUCCGCAUUCCUCGCCCGCCACUCCAAAACCUUCUCCAACCACCACUGCUCCGCCACCUCCUGCCGCCUCCUCCCUCACCCGAAAACCGCCCCGCCCUGCAACAACCACACCCGCUCCUGCCACUACGAAUACUCCUACGCCGACGGUUCCCUAACCGCCGGUCUCUUCUCAAAGGAAACGACGACGUUCAACACGAGCUCCGGCAAGGAAGUGAAAUUGAAGAAUCUGAACUUCGGGUGCGGGUUUCGGAUCUCCGGCCCGAGCGUAACCGGAGCAAGCUUCAACGGCGCGCAAGGAGUAAUGGGCUUGGGCCGUGGGCCCAUAUCAUUCAUCUCUCAACUGGGUCGAAGAUUCGGGAACAGCUUCUCUUACUGUCUACUCGACUACACCAUAUCACCGCCUCCGAAGAGUUACCUCACCAUCGGCGACGUCGUUUCGCAGAAGCUAAGUUACACUCCGUUGCUAAACAACCCUCUCUCUCCCACUUUUUACUAUAUUGCCAUCGAAGAUGUAACCGUCGACGGCGUAAAACUACCGAUAACCGCUUCCGUUUGGGAAAUCGACGACCAGGGUAACGGCGGCACCGUCGUGGACUCCGGCACCACGCUGACUUUCUUAGCUGAGCCAGCUUACCGGCAGAUCCUGGCCGCGUUUCGGCGGCGCGUGAGGCUUCCGGCGGUGGAGGAUCCUUCCCUGGCGUUCGACCUCUGCGUGAAUGUCUCCGGCGUGGCUAGGGUGAAGUUCCCGAAGCUGAGGAUUGGUCUUGCCGGGAAAUCGGUGUUGUCGCCGCCGGCGAGGAACUAUUUCAUUGAGGUGGCGGAUCGGGUCAAGUGUUUGGCGAUCCAACCCGCGAAACCGGGUUCCGGGUUUUCGGUUAUAGGGAAUCUUAUGCAACAAGGUUACUUGUUUCAAUUUGAAGUGGACAGGUCUCGGGUCGGAUUCUCGCGACGCGGGUGUGCGGUUCGUUGAAAACCCGAACCGGUUUUAUUUUUGCUAUUGCAACAUUUUUUGGAGGGCAUUUUGGUUGGUUUGGAUCAUUAUGGAGGAAAUGUGGGUGGAAAAAUGUUACUAUUGCAAUGUAUUUUUAUAAAACAUUUUUUUGGUUUUUAUUUUUUUUUCUGAAUUUUGUGAUGUGUUGUAGUGUAGCCCAGAGGGGAAGAGAAAAUGACAUGGUGGUGGAGCUAUGUUGUAAAUAACUAUAAGUUAUUUCAAGUUUGUCUUAUUUUCUCAUCAAGGAAUCAUUCAUUUACAGUAAUGAUCACAUGUACUUUGUACAAUUGAACAAGGAAACAAUGAAUUGCUUGUUAGUUUAUGAGGAAUUUUUAGCCAAUAAAUUUGAUGUGAUUAAUCUUUUGA